This is a messenger RNA of Angiostrongylus costaricensis, 477 nucleotides long. NCBI's taxonomy places the organism in Eukaryota, Metazoa, Nematoda, Chromadorea, Rhabditida, Metastrongylidae. The record is from the annotation of a GenBank genome assembly.
CCAAUGACGGCCAAAUUGCCUGCAGGUCGGAUUCUUCCCGAUGUGCCGUGCCGAGUGUGUCAAGACCAUAGUUCUGGAAAGCAUUAUGGAAUUUUUUCUUGCGAUGGUUGUGCUGGAUUCUUCAAACGCUCGAUCAGACGACACAGGCAAUAUGUGUGUAAAAAUAAAGGAGGCUGUGAAGAAGGACGAUGUAUCGUUGAUAAAACGCAUCGCAAUCAAUGCAGAGCUUGUCGAUUGAGAAAAUGUUUGGAAAUUGGCAUGAAUAAAGAAGCAGUACAGCAUGAAAGAGGGCCACGGAAUUCGAGUCUAAGGCGGCAGAAUAUGUUGCUUGAGCAUCCGCGAUUAGCAUUGUCGGUAUGGAUAUUAGUUAUUUCUUCGAGUUUAAUCAGGAGCCGGAUCACUGCUAUCAAUUUUCUUUGUUUGUGUCCCUCGACGGACACCAGUAGUGAAAUCGGUUGUAUUUGCCUGUUAUAUUAA